GGUAAAUAUCGUAAAUGUUUGGUGUUUUUUGCAAGUUUAGUUGAACGUAGUUUUUCGACAUCGCUGACGUCAGUGUACAAUGUUUACUUGUUUGUAUUAAUUAGGUGUAGUUAACUGUGAUGAGAAAUCAAUGCGGGAAGCCUGGCCGUCUCUUGGCAGCAGUAGAUAGCACCGGCCAAAGACUUCACUUCCACUCUGGCUCUCAUUAGAAUGGAUGAGUUCCUGCGACACACCAAGAACGCUCUCAAUAAUUUGUCUGACUACUCGACCAUCCAUGUUGCUAUUGGUAACGAAUCUUGUGAUCUCGAUUCUACAGUCAGUACUCUGGUUUAUGCCUUCUACUUGAAUCAGAUUUCCCAAGAGGAGACAACCCUGUACCUUCCCAUCCUUAACAUUGUGCGGAAGGAAUACCGUCUGAGGACGGAGACGACGUUUCUUCUCGACAGACACGGAAUCCCGGCCGAACUGCUGACGUUCGAAUCGGAGAUCGACCUCGACGCCAUCCAUGAUGGAGGAAAGCUGAGGAUCACGUUGCUUGAUCACCACGUGCCCUCCAGACGGCUGUCACGCCUCAGUGACGACAUCGUCACGGUCCUUGAUCACAGGCCCAGGGAGAGGGAGAUUAACGUUGCCGACUGUGUUAUAGAGCUGGUUGGAUCAUGUGCGACGCUUGUAGCUGAAAGAAUUCUUCACAACCAACACUUCACUCUUGACUCAGUUUCAGCCAGUCUCCUAUGUGCCACCAUCCUGACUGACACAAUCAACUUUUCGCCCGAGGCAGGAAAGACAACUCCUAAAGAUGUGGAGAUGGUGACGAGAUUACAGACAUUUGUACCUGAGCUAGACUCUCAGUCUCUGUAUGAAGAGAUCCACACCGCUAAAUUUGACUUAUCUGCACUGACGGCCAUGGAGUUACUAGAAAAAGAUGUGAAGAUGUUGUCGGGGCAGGGCCUCACCAUUGCCAUGUGCUCGGUUACCAUGGAGAUGAAGGAGUUACUUCAGAAAGAACAUAUGACUGAGCGUCUGGUAGAAUUUAGUGAAGCGAAGUCGGCCAACGUCAUCGUCAUCAUGACACUGACAAUGUCACCAGACAGACUGCCGCACCGACAGCUGGCCGUGUAUUCAACCAGCAGAAUAUACAGACACCAGAUCGCCGAUCUCCUUCAGACCUCUCAAGAUCCGCCUUUACGUCUCGACCCGAUAGAUCUGGGUUUGAAAGACAUCACGGUCUUCAACCAAGCGAACGUCCAGGCAUCUCGGAAACUGGUCCUUCCCAUCUUGAAGUCAUUUCUAAGUGGUGAGAAGACGCCCGACGACAGCAGCAAACUUCCUCUCGACCUGCUGUCCUCGACCAAUGAAAAUGAUUUCACCGCAGUCGCCACAUUCACCACUCUUUUGGAUUCAGUCGAUUUGGCCACAGACGAAAGUUCGAAUUUUUUCGAGUGUGCCGAGACAAAUUCUGUUAUGUUUACUCCUGUUCCGAGCGAUACGUCGAGUGGACUCGUCCCCAGUCUGGCAAGCAUGGCUAAUAAAUUUGAUUCGUUGCUGGUAGAUAUAGAGAACAAGUCGUCCACAGACAGCGAUGUAAAUUUCAAAGAUUCGGAUUCGAAUUCAAAUUGCGUCGAUUCGUUUUCAACUAACACAGUAAUCAUGGAUGCGAACACGACCAUUUUGAGUACAGUUAUUCAGUCUGCCUUGGAUGUAAAUACAAAUGGAUCGUAUGCAAACGAUUCGAGUGUGGAUACUUCUUUUACGACUAGUCCAAUAUCGCCCGAUUCGUUUGAAUUACAGCCGCAAAACGAUAACAAGACGGUUACAGUUUUAACUGUUGGAGAAGAAGAGAAUGAGGAAAGUGUUCAAUCGGAAUUUGUUGAUAAUUUAAUCAGCUUUGGUGACGACACUUUCGAGUUUACGGACUCUGAACUACAGCCUUCGCCGGGUCAUGUGGGGUUUUACCUGUCCUCCGACAGUCCCAUGGAAGUGUCGUCCGAUGCCAAUUCGGGUCAAGGGUCGAAGGUCAACAGUUACCCAGUGACCCCUCAAAAUAGUUACAUGGAGCCCGGGAUCGAACAGGAGUUCAUCGAUCGCAGCCUGCCGAGUUUCAACAAUUUAGAAAUGGCGCAGAGGCUACGAGCAUCGUUAGACGAAGAUUUAGUUGAUGAUGGUGAUGGUGAUGAUGUUGGUGAGACGUACACCCCGCAGAAUAGUUAUUCUGAAAGCAGCGUGCACGUUUUGAAAGAAACGGAAAUUCCGUGCUUUAAUCGGUCGGACAUGGUGAGGAGAAUCAACGACAAACGUGCAUCGCUGAAAACUUCAGAAGACAUCAAUGUAGAAAGAAAUGAAAUUGAAACAAGUGAUGCGUUUCCGUGGACGCCUUACAAUAGUAUGAAUGAUGCCGUCAUGGAGGAAAAUUACAAAAAAAAUAUUUCAAACUGUGCUGUGCCAGAAGUGAUUGGUGGAACGAAAGAGAGGCAGGGGAAUAAGAGUGAGGCUAAUUCAGAAGAAGGAGGAGGAAUUUCCGUGAUGUCAGUUCACGGCAGUCAGGCGGAAGGUUCUUCGUUUCAACCAGACAGACGGACAGACAUGGAUAAAGUUGUUCAUCGUCUGUCCGAAGUUGGACUGGAUGUCGACAAAAACAAGGAAAUGUUUUCGGAGGAAGAGAGUAGCAGUUUGGAUGAAGCAGGUGUUUUGAGAAAUGAUGAUCUGUCUUCAGGGAAUGUUUCGGGAAGUAUGAGCGAAUACUCUGACAAUGUGGUUGCAAAACAAAUAGCUCAGGAGAUGAUGGAGGAUAAGGAGACUCCUGAUGAUGGAACACUUUCUAGAAGUACUGCAUCUGCUAACAAUGUUGUUGCUCAGCAGAUUGCAAGAGAGAUGAUUUCUGAUAAAUCAGAAUUAAGUGAGGGUGAAAAAGUUCCAGAAUGUGUUUCAACCAAUGCUGUGGCAAAACAGAUUGCAGAAGAAAUGAUCAAAGACAAAGAUUUAUUAACCGAGGAUGUACACUUUGUUGAAAAAAAGGCUGUGAAUAACAUUUUAGACAAUGUAGUUGCAAAACAAAUUUCAGAAGAAAUGAGGACAGAUAAAGAAAAAAUAACUGAUGACUGGAACAUUUCAGAAAAAUCUAAAAAUGUGAAUAAACUUACAGAAAGUGUUCCUGCUAGAGAAAUUGCUGACCUAAUGAUCAGUGAUGUGAACAUGGUAGAAAAUAAGAAUUUGAAUAACAGUAGUAUUUCGGCAAAUACUUACGAGAAUUUGCUUGUAAGCUCAGACAAUGUCGUAGCAAAACAGAUUGCUCAAGAGAUAGUAAAAGAUAGUUUGGAUUCAGAAAGUUCAGAAUAUUCUGAAGGUGCUAACCGAUGUGGACAAAAUUGUCUUAACAAUGAAAGCGGAACGCUGCAAAGCUUCAGCAAUGAGAAAAGAACUGCGUGUGCUGUUUCUGAAAAUGAAAAGGAUUUAGUAAGUGUGUCUGAAAAAAAGGGAGGAAAAAGUAUCAAUGUGGUAGCAGAAGACAUUGCUGAACAAAUGAUUAAAGAUGAAAAAGAAGCGACUGAUGGAAUACAGCAUUAUUCACGGAAGAAAGCAUCAGGUCAAACUGUAGCAGGAGAAAGUUGUGAUCAAAAUAUUAAAUCGGUGGCAGAUAAUUCCACCGAACAGUCAAUGGGAGAUAACUCUUUUGAGCAGUGCAUGGGAGGUAACUCCAUUGAACAGUCGGGACAUAUUAAACCAAUGGCAGCUAAAUAUACUGAAAAGUCAGUGGGAGAUAACUCUAUUGAACAAUCCAUGGGAGGUAACUCCAUUGAACAAUCUGACUGUAUCAAACCAAUGGCAGCUAGCUAUACUGAACAAUCACUGAGAGAUAGCUCUGUUGAACAGCUCAUGGGAGGUAAUUCUAAUAAACAGUUCAUGAGAGGUAACUCUAAUGAACAAUCCAUAGGAAAUAACUGUUCUCGACAGACCGAACCUGGCUGUGAUACCCCAAACAGCACUGCUGCUGAGAAUAACCACGCUGACAUGAUGACCGCUCUGACCGAAACGGAUCUCGCCGAAUCCGCCGUCUUGGAAGUUGCCUUCAACCUUUCUAGCGAACUCAUACAAGAAGCCCUGGAAUCAUUCUCCUACGACGUGCAUGAAAAAUCGCAGCACAGGAAGGAACCUAGAGCGGAGAAAAAGCUGACGAAGAGUUACAACGGGACGGACUACUCCAUCGAGACGGAAUAUCUGCCGGAGAUGGACCCUCUUCACGGCGGGUUGGAUAUCUCGCAGGACUCGCACGUCAUCAAAACGGACGCAGAGAGGGAGGUGGUGGAGGGGGCCAGUUUCCGGAAGAUAAGCGGGCAGACGCAGAGUGAGGCGCACGAGGACAUUCUCAGACGGAUGGAAUGUGUGGCAGAGGGUGACCUUGAAGCGAAAAAUGUCACAGGUCAGCUCAAGCUGGGUGAGGAAAGUGGAGGAAAUGGAACAGAAAGUAGUGCUGUGGAAGCUGGAAUUAAUGACGAACAAAUUGAAAGUAGUGCUGGUGAAGCUAAAAAUAGUAGUGAAGAAACUGAAAAUAGUGCUGGAGAAGCAGGAAAUGGUGCUAAAAAUAGAAACAAUAAUGCCGAAGGUGCUGAGAUUGAAAGUGACCACAGUGACCUACAGACUGGCGAGGUAGGACAUAAAAUAAUUCACGUGCCGUCCGACCUGGCGUCGAGCAUUCAUGAGAGUAUCGAAGGAGAGUUCGACGAAAACGGUGAAUCGAUGGACCUGAGUGAUUAUCAGUAUCAGAAGAAAGUCAUCCAUCUGGAAAAGGAAAUCGACUUUGAUUCCAGUUUAGGAACCGACACAUCGUACCUGUCAGAAAGCAUCACAGACGUAUCAUACGUCGAUAAAGAUGCCACAGAAACCAAAGUGAAAUUAAUUUAUAAAAAUCCUGAUGCCAAGGGAGAUAACACUAGUGAUAUUAUUUCCAAGGGAGACAACUCUCGUGAAUUUGUUUCCAAGGGAGACAACUUGGACGUGAAAAAGGAGGUUUACAUGACGACAGCUGGUAGGAUCAGCAUUGCGGUCGACAAGGACGGAAGUAGGUCAGAUUCUUUGUACAGUGGCCAGGAUUCCCUGGGCGAGCCGAUGACAGCCGAGGCACACCACCAGGUAGGGAGUUUAAUUCUGCGGGCGGACCACUUGAUUGCACGGGGAGACGAGGAGCUUGAUGUGUUUUACCCUAGCAUGGAACCCGUCGUCCCACCACCUUCACCCUCUCAUCCAGUGCACUGGUCGUCUGAGAAAUCAGAUGGUGGUUCCUCUUCCUCACAAGCACAGAACAGGGGACACAACUCUGAUUCAGUUUCCUCUCUGGAGGCCAAGGUUGGAUUUUAUUGUGAAAUCUGUAAUUAUUUGUUUUAG
This is a messenger RNA of Gigantopelta aegis, 5379 nucleotides long. RefSeq lists its product as uncharacterized. Bases 211 to 5379 code for a protein of 1722 amino acids. Gene Ontology annotation, molecular function: exopolyphosphatase activity. The transcript has 10 exons. The record is from RefSeq and is a predicted model, not a curated record. Gene Ontology annotation, cellular component: cytoplasm. NCBI's taxonomy places the organism in Eukaryota, Metazoa, Mollusca, Gastropoda, Neomphalida, Peltospiridae.